This is a messenger RNA of Drosophila rhopaloa, 1612 nucleotides long. Its product is annotated as spliceosome-associated protein CWC27 homolog. The transcript is spliced from 4 exons. NCBI's taxonomy places the organism in Eukaryota, Metazoa, Arthropoda, Insecta, Diptera, Drosophilidae. Gene Ontology annotation, biological process: protein peptidyl-prolyl isomerization; protein folding. Gene Ontology annotation, cellular component: catalytic step 2 spliceosome. Gene Ontology annotation, molecular function: peptidyl-prolyl cis-trans isomerase activity. Bases 39 to 1535 code for a protein of 498 amino acids. The record is from RefSeq and is a predicted model, not a curated record.
CACUACCACUAUAGUUUGUUUAUAAUUUUGUUAGAGAAAUGAGCAACAUUUACAUCCAGGAACCCCCCACAUCCGGAAAGGUCCUUCUGAAGACCACCGUGGGCGACAUAGACAUUGAGCUAUGGGCGCGGGAGUGUCCUAAAGCAUGCCGAAACUUUGUGCAACUGUGCCUGGAAGGCUAUUACAAGAACACCGAGUUCCACCGACUUGUCAAGGGAUUUAUUGUCCAGGGAGGCGAUCCGAAUGGCGACGGCACCGGCGGAGAGUCCAUCUAUGGGCAGCCUUUCAAGGAUGAGUUCCACUCCCGUCUGCGGUACACCCGGCGUGGCCUCGUGGGAAUGGCCAAUUCCGGAAAGGAUGACAACGCCUCGCAGUUCUUCUUCACAUUUGCAGAAACGCCGGAGUUACAAAACAAGAACACUCUGUUCGGCAAGAUCACCGGCGACACCAUCUACAACAUGCUCAAGCUGGAGGAGGGCAUUGUGGACCAUCAGGAGCGACCCCUACACGCCCAUCGCAUUGUUUCCACAGAGGUCCUCAGCAAUCCCUUCGAUGAUAUCGUACCUCGCAUAUUAGCCAAGCCUUCCACCAAGAGCAAAAAGAGCAAGAAGGAACGGCAAGGAGUCAAGAACUUCGGCCUGCUCUCCUUUGGCGAAGAAGCCGAGGGCGAUGAGGAGGAGACCAAUGUUUAUGUUAAACAGAACGCCGGAAAAGCUAAAUCCCUGCAUGACGUCACUGAUGAUCCAAAACUGAGCAAGGAACCCAUUCGUGUGCCCAAAGUAGAAAAGACCGAAAGCGAGGAGCACUUAUCCGACGAUUACAUUGAGGAUAGUGUUAAGGAUAAACAUUCCACUGCCAGCUCAGAUCUCGUCAAAAUGAAACUGUCCAAGAGUGCAAAAAGUCGGCCAGACAAGAAAGUUAAGCCCGUAGAGGAAAAGACUGAUUCGGAGGACGAAGAGGAUGUUCUAAUGACGCGAGAGAAAGAACAAAGUCGGAAGGUCUCAGAGGAAAAAUCAAAGAUCCGUGAAGAAAUUGCCUCACUCAAAAAGCAAUAUCAAAUGGAUAAGCAAAGCAAGGAUAAACUAGUCUCAAAUGGACAGGACAAAGCCGCCAAAUCAUCCGAUAUUAAGGGAGCUGGCGAAAACCAUUACAUCAACGAUUUUAUUGAGUCGAAGGAGAAGUACACGGCAAAAACCAAGCUUCAACCCAAAGGACAGUCAAGGGAGGCGUUUACUUUGAGCUUACUCUCCAAAUUCCGCACCAAACUGGACAACCUAAAGCAAAAGUCAACACCGGAAGAUUGCGAACCAGAACCCAAAGAACUGGACGACCGAUCUGUGGAACAGGAAAUAAUAGGCGACGACUGGCUUUCGCACACCUUGAACUUUAACAGCUCCGCUCCCGUUUUGGCUAAAGAUGCCAAUAAAAAGGGUGACGAUUGGUACGACGCCUACGAUCCACGAAAUCCCCUGAAUAAACGCAAGCGAGGAGAAACUGGUUCUAGCAAAUCAAAGUCCAGUAAACGCGAUUUGUAAAAAAAUAAAGAAAAUAGUUGUUUUAACAAGUCCAAAUUAUGGGAAAUAACGCAUUAAACGCAUUCUAAAUAAAAACA